This is a messenger RNA of Serinus canaria (Common canary), 3147 nucleotides long. Its product is annotated as Y+L amino acid transporter 2-like. The coding region runs from base 724 to 2220 and encodes 498 amino acids. The transcript is spliced from 10 exons. Gene Ontology annotation, molecular function: L-amino acid transmembrane transporter activity. Gene Ontology annotation, cellular component: membrane. Gene Ontology annotation, biological process: amino acid transmembrane transport. Lineage: Eukaryota; Metazoa; Chordata; Aves; Passeriformes; Fringillidae. The record is from RefSeq and is a predicted model, not a curated record.
AGCAGCUGUAAUUGUGCAAUCUUUUCAGGCAGGCAGACUCAGAGAGCUCUCAUCUUUCAUAGAUAAAACAACUUGAAAACUGUUUAUUCAAAGAAUUUGUCCUACACCUGCUUUGAGGAAGGUUUUAAAAAAAUUCAGCCAUUUCUGUGUAAACAUUAACUGUAUAGCUGUCUCAGUCUACGACAAGAAGCAUGUUUAUACAAGAUGUUACUUUAAAAUUAAGAAGCAGGAGGAGCACUGGCUUAUAAAAGAAAGAUUUGUGUUUUUAUUAGUCCUUUUGGUCACUGUGGGUUACAGAAUGGAACGUACAACACGAUUCUGUGCUCCUGCUUGUUUUCUAGUUGGGCUGCUCAGGUGUGUUGGAGGAAUAUCUGUGCUUGGAUUCAAAUAUUUUACUUUCCUGUGUGGAUUACUGGUCCAGUCUGAUGAAGUGCUGUUAUCUGGUGCCUCAGCUCUAGGGACAAGACUCUUGACCUGCUGGAUCAGCUCCUUCCAGAUGCCCUUUGGCACGUGAGUACAUCAUUCUUCACGGAAAACAAAAUCCCAGGUUAAAUCUUGCAUUUAUUAACUUUUUGCUCUGCCAAGAAGACGUUAUUUUGUGGAUGUUUACUUGUUUCAGUAGAUAUUAAUGCUGUAUACCAUACUGGCUUUGCUACAGGACAUCACAGGACAACCUAUUACUUCAGAAGACUAACUGAAUACACUGGGUAACAGGAUUUGAAGAUGCCAACCCGUUGGCAAAAAUGCUGCAAUAAAAAGUCCAGAACUGAGAAUGCAAAAGCUGAAAUGGACAAUAUGGCAGAGACAAGUGAAAAAAUGCAGAUGAAAAAAGAAAUCACAUUACUAAAUGGAAUUUCUUUAAUUGUAGGCAACAUGAUUGGCUCUGGCAUAUUUGUAUCACCCCGAGGUGUUUUAAUGUAUAGCACUUCCUAUGGACUCUCACUGAUCAUCUGGGCACUUGGUGGGAUUUUUUCCUUGUUUGGAGCUUUGUGUUACGUUGAACUGGGAACAUCCAUCAUAAAAUCUGGAGGCAGCUAUGCCUAUAUUCUGGAGGCAUUUGGGGCCUUUGUGGCCUUCAUCAGACUCUGGUCUUCCUUGCUAAUUAUCGAACCAACAACUCAGGCAGUGAUAGCAAUCACAUUUGCUAACUAUAUUGUCCAGCCAAUUUUCCCCCACUGUGAGCCGCCCUAUGAUGCAGUCAGGUUGAUUGCAGCUGCCUGCAUCUGCUCCUUAACAUUUAUUAACUGUGUUAAUGUAAAGUGGGGUACCCGUGUACAAGAUAUUUUCACAUAUGCCAAAGUCAUGGCUCUUAUCUUGGUGAUAUCUGUUGGCCUUUACAAAAUUGGCAAAGGGGAAACCGAAAACCUGAGAGCUCCAUUUGAGGGCUCAGCAACAAACCCAGGGAUGAUUGCCCUGGCUCUCUACUCUGCCCUCUUCUCCUACUCAGGAUGGGACACGCUCAACUAUGUCACCGAGGAAAUGCAGAAUCCUGAGAGGAACCUACCUCUUUCUAUUGCAAUUUCAAUGCCUAUUGUAGCUAUUAUUUACUUAUUGACUAAUAUAGCUUACUAUGUAGUGUUGGACAUGUCAGCUCUCCUCACAAGUGAUGCAGUGGCUGUGACAUUUGCAGGUGAAACUCUUAGUCAUGCCAAGUGGAUAAUUCCUAUAGCAGUGGCCAUGUCUUGCUAUAGUGGCUUAAACUCAUCAAUUAUUGCAGCAUCUCGGCUUUUUUAUGUUGGAGCCAGGGAAGGACACCUCCCUGUCAGUCUGAGCUUGAUUCAUGUGAAGUGCUUCACACCAGUCCCUGCUCUCCUGUUCAAUGGCUUAAUGACUUUGCUUUAUCUCCUUGUGGAAGAUGUUUUCCUCCUUAUUAAUUACUACUGCUUCAGCUACUGGCUCUUUGUGGGUCUAUCUGUUGCAGGACUAAUAUAUCUGAGAUAUACUCAGCCACAUAGACCACGACCUGUUAAACUUAGCCUCUUCUUCCCUAUAGUAUAUUGUUUGUGUUCCCUAUUCCUGAUUAUAGUGCCUCUCUACAGUGACACAAUCAAUUCCCUUAUUGGCAUUGGUAUUGCCCUCUCAGGCAUUCCUGCAUACUAUUUGGGAGUUUAUCUGCCAGCUGAAAAACGACCAAAAUGUCUCCUUUGGCUCUCUGUACAGCUACAACAACGAAGUAUGUUCAGAUGCUCUUCUACUGUGCUCUGUCAGACCUGGACAUAGAUGUGGAACCCACAGCAGCUAAGACUAAAUAGAGUUGCCUCAACACUGAGAAUUGUGCCUUGACAUCUCCUGCCUGGAACAAUUUUUAUCAUCUGAAGUUCUCCCCAUAUGUUCACUCAUACUAGAGCACUAACCACUGUACUGUGCAUCGGUUUGAUGUCAGUUAAGUUGUGAUGGCUUUAUAAAACAGUCUGUUUUCCAGGAUUUCUUUUUAAAAUUCUGUUUGUUAAUAGUGAGUUAUCAUGUAACAUGUUGAAACUCUAAAGCACUUUGUUGGAAAGGAUGAAAGUUUGACAAGAAGGUUUCACAGAUAUGUAUGCUAGGCAGAAAGCUCUUUGAAUGUAGAAUCUGAGAACGAAAUAGAGAUGGAAGCAAGUUUUGAUAUAGAAGAACAGUAGAUGUCUAAAUUGACAACUGCUGAGCAAGUUGUUACUGGACAACUAAGAAAGCAAAUGUUAAGUUGAGUUGGAAGGGGGUUUAUGAUGAGAGCAAAGGAUAUGUUGACCACAAACAAAAAGAUGUUUUUACCAAGCAGAAAUAGGUCUUAGGAAAAGCAGAAAGAUACUGCAGGCAAACAAGCAUGCCAAUGUGGCAAGUAGAAAAAAGGUCUAAGAAUUUUCUGCUGCAAGAAAACUGAAAAACAACUUUAAGCUUAAACUGUAACAUAUUAACUCAUGUGAUUGGAUAGUAUUGACCAUAAUAUGGUAAUGAUAGUAGUUAUGAUAGGCUAUAGGUAAUAGUAAAGAUAUUGAUUGGUCAUGUAUUAAGAUGCUCAGCAAAAAAAAAUAUAUAAUGCAAUGUAACCAAAACUAAAGGGUCUUCAGGCUUGUCUAUAGCUGGGGCUGACAGCUGUAGGCUUGGCUCUGUCACCCACAACCCAAGACUGCUUUAAAAUCUUGUAUACAAUAAACAGCAUUUUGAAGAGCC